CUUCGUUCAGUUUCAUGUUAAUAUUUUAAUUGACAUUCUUAGAAUUUACCUCACGCUCCGCAAUGUCGAAAGUAGCGUUCACAUUCAGGGGAAUAAUCGCUCCAGUAUUGACACCAUUUAAUAAUGACAGCUCGAGGAGUCUAAACUUGUCUAUCAUACCACAAUACGCCAAUUUCUUAGCAAAAAAGAAAAUCGAUGGUGUUCUCGUAAAUGGAACGAGUGGAGAAGGUCCAUCCAUGUCUUUAAUUGAAAGAAAAUUAGUCGCCGAGGCUUGGGCAAAUGCUGUAAAAACAACGAAACAACAUUUGAUGAUUCAAGUAGGAGGUGCAUCUCUUCCCGAUGUUCUCGAACUUGCAAAACAUGCUGAAAGCAUCAAAGCAGAUUCUAUUCUCUGUCUACCCGAUUUGUACUUUAAACCAACAACAAUGGAACAAUUAAAAAAUUAUUUAAAACUAGUUAGUGAGGCAGCUCCAAACACGCCAUUUUUAUAUUAUCACUUUCCAAGAAUGACUAAUGUUAAUAUACACAUGGGACAAUUCCUCGAAUCUCUAAAUGACGAAAUUUCAACAUUUGUCGGAAUAAAAUUCACCAGUUCUGAUUUAGAUGAAGGUACUCAAGCAUUUCGUGCUAAUAACAAGAAAUAUGUCGUAUUCCUUGGUAAUGAUCAGUUAAUAAAUCCUGGUUGUGCAGUAGGAAUAGAUUCGUAUAUAACAACAAGCUCAAAUAUGCUUCCUGAAUUUAUGAUCGAUUCUCUUAGAGAAGGACUUGCAGGAAAUGUUAUGAAAGCAAGAGACAUGCAACAACGUUUGACAAAUGUUGUUCUCGCUAUAUCAAAAUAUGGAAAUUGGGUAUCAACUAUGAAAGUGGCAAUGAAUUUGUUAACAGAUAUUAAUCCUGGUCCUCCACGUGCACCUUUAGAAUCUUUAUCUACACAAAUUGUAUCAUCAAUGAUGAAAGAUUUACAUAAAUUAGGAUUUCCCAUAAAAAUGUAAUACAUCAAAAAUGAGAAAAAAAAAAUAGUAUUUAAUGCUAAUUUUUUAAAUAAAAUUAAUGAAAAAUAAUAAA
This is a messenger RNA of Apis laboriosa (Himalayan honeybee), 1065 nucleotides long. RefSeq names its product N-acetylneuraminate lyase-like. The transcript is spliced from 8 exons. Gene Ontology annotation, molecular function: N-acetylneuraminate lyase activity; 4-hydroxy-tetrahydrodipicolinate synthase activity. Gene Ontology annotation, biological process: N-acetylneuraminate catabolic process. Bases 63 to 992 code for a protein of 309 amino acids. NCBI's taxonomy places the organism in Eukaryota, Metazoa, Arthropoda, Insecta, Hymenoptera, Apidae. The record is from RefSeq and is a predicted model, not a curated record.